Erythranthe guttata (spotted monkey flower) is the source of this 463-nucleotide messenger RNA. The record is from RefSeq and is a predicted model, not a curated record. NCBI's taxonomy places the organism in Eukaryota, Viridiplantae, Streptophyta, Magnoliopsida, Lamiales, Phrymaceae.
UAACAAGAAACUAUUUGCCUUGUUAACUGCUUUCGAAACACAUUAAAUAUAUGCACUUAGAAGUAAUUCAGUUGAUGCAGCACAAUGAAUUCCUAUGGCUAUUAGCUUUUAAGAUCCCUUUAUGCUUGUUAUUAUCUGGAGCAAUUUAGUACAAACAUUUCUAUUCUUAGCAAAAUCAUGAGAAAACAUAUGUAACUAUCAAUUAUUGCUGGUAAUUGCUUGAAUAAAAUAAAACAAAAGAGAAGAUGGGGAAGUUGUUAAUCAAUCAAACACAAACAUGGGCAAGGUACACUGUUCGUUGGCUCGUGCCGGAAAGGUGAGAAGACAGACUCCCAAGGAAGCAGGAGUGCAAGACCCAAAGAAGAAGCCUUGUGGCCACACCCACAAGCGUAUGCAGUACAACCGCCGUUCCGUCAGCGCCAAUGUUGACUUUGGGUGGGGACCAAACUCAUCUAAGAAGUAA